Sus scrofa (pig) is the source of this 3300-nucleotide messenger RNA. The record is from RefSeq and is a predicted model, not a curated record. Lineage: Eukaryota; Metazoa; Chordata; Mammalia; Artiodactyla; Suidae.
AGAGAGAGCGAGACAGCGCGGUCUUUCCCGAAAGCAACUCAGUUUGAAAACUCGGAGCGCGGUGCCCGCGCCCUGACCCCGCAGGUCCCGGGCGCGACCCGCACGACGGACGGGGCUGGGGAGCUGGCGCAGGGGACGCCCGCCAGGCGGAUUGGUGGUUCUGCAGGGGAGUGGGAUCUACCGGGAAGGAAACAUCUGGUGGGGAGGCGGUGGCAAAUGGGCUCUGGAGGCUGCCCCCUCCGCCCCUCCAGCUCCCGCCUUCCCAGGCCAUGACCGUGAACACAGGCCCCGCCGGCCCGCGUGCACUGCGGGGCCGCCCCGCCCCCGGCUGCCAGCUGCUGCGAGAGGUCGCCUUCCCACGCGCUCAGCCCUACCACCCCUCUACCCACUCCUCCCUCCCAGGAACGGACAGAGCCAGCCGGGAUGAGACAGAGGCGCGGGGUUGUGGCUCCUGCUGGGAGGCCGCUUCCGUGCACGCCUGAUCCCGCGCGGGCACAGCCGGCCCAGCCGCAGCGGCGGCCCGGACAGCUCACCCCCUGCCUCCCUGCCCCCGUCCCGCUCUGUGUCAACGCAGACCCAAGCCGCGGGAGGGCUCUCAGGACCUUUUCACCCCGUAUGCCUUUUCUUCCGAGUUUUAUGGUUGUUUUCAGUAACAGGGUUUUGCGUUCGUGGUGUCUGAGAGCGGCUCACGCCGGGGCGCAGAGGAAACCGCGUCCUAAGGCAGCGGAGCGCCUGGGAGCCUCCUGAAGCCCCUGUCCCAGGGGCUGACCCGGACAGACGGGCGCCCCUCUCACCCCUAGGGGGCUUCUGACGUUUAGGACGCAGGAAACGUCCCUUGGGACUCCGCUGCACGUCCCAGCGGUCUUUUCUCCCAAGCCUGUCCCCCCUCCUCCUCCAGGGGGGAGGGCACGGUGGGGCGCGGGGCAAGAACUCGUUUUGAUUCCGGAGCGCCAACCUUUAGACCUAGACCCUGUCCUGCAUCUUGCCCUGGGAGACGCACGGUUCCUACGCCGGCAGAAUAAACCGCGCGAAGCCCAAGGGUGGGGGGGUCCUGGCCCGGCCCGGGAUCCCCAGAGCCCUCGUUUCUGAGCUAAGACCACCGAGAGCGGCAGCUCGUUCGUGAACCCGGCCCCCGGUCGUCUUCACCCCGAGAGGAAGGCAGAUUCGUUAUCCCCACACCUCCCCGAGCCGGCCUGGUCCCGCCUCCGGAGCGAGCCCGGGGCCAGAGCUGUAGGCGCUGCCCCGCCUCCCCCGCCGGAAUCAGGUUUCGACCCCAGGAUUAGGUGAACUGAUUGGGGGGUUAAUGAGAGCGGCGUAGCGGGCAGCUAGCUCCCUUUCAGGCCCGCGCCCCAUCCCCGCUCUCUGGCUGCCAGAGCAGCCUGCUCUCUCUUGCGUCCUCUAAAGUGUUGGUUUUCCGCGGACUCCCGGACACCGUGCGUUUCCCAUCCGUCGCGCGCGAAUCCGGCUCGACUUCCCCAGAGCGAGGUUUUUGGUCUCCGCCUGGUUGGGGCUGAGCAAGAACCCGGGGGACGGUGGGCUGACGGCGGCUCCAGGGACCCUUGGAGCGGAGUGGGGAGCGCGCCCGACCACCAUGCCGCGUUCGUUCCUAGUCAAGAGCAAGAAGGCUCACAGUUACCACCAGCCGCGCUCUCCGGGACCCGACUAUUCCCUCCGCCUGGAGAACGUACUGGCGCCAGGCGGAGCAGACAGCACCUCCAGUACUGGCGGGGCGAAGGCGGAGCCCCGUGGCCGUUUGUCCCCCGAGUCUCAGCUGACCGAGGCCCCGGACAGAGCCUCCGCGUCCCCCGGCAGCUGUGAGGGCAGUGUCUGCGAUCGGAGCUCAGAGUUUGAGGACUUCUGGAGGCCUCCGUCGCCUUCUGUAUCUCCAGCCUCGGAGAAGUCGGUGUGCCCGUCGCUGGACGACGCUCAGCCCUUCCCCCUGCCCUUCAAGCCGUACUCGUGGAGCGGCCUGGCGGGCUCCGACCUGCGCCACCUCGUGCGGAGCUACCGGCCGUGCGCGGCCGUGGAGCGCGGCGCCGGCCUGGGCCUCUUCUGCGAGCGCAGCCCGGAGCCAGGCCACCCCGCGGCGCUGUACGGCCCGGAGCGGAGUGCGGGCGGCGCGGGGGUCGGGGCGCCCGGGGGCGGCAGCGCCGGAGGCGGCGCGGGCCUGGGGCUCUACGGCGACUUCGGGCCCGCGGCGGCAGGACUGUACGAGCGGCCGGCGGCGGGCGGGCUGUACCCGGAGCGCGGCCACGGGCUGCACGGCGACAAGGGCGCCGGCGUCAAGGUGGAGUCGGAGCUGCUGUGCACCCGCCUGCUGCUGGGCGGUGGCUCCUACAAGUGCAUCAAGUGCAGCAAGGUGUUCUCCACACCGCACGGGCUCGAGGUGCACGUGCGCAGGUCCCACAGCGGCACCAGACCCUUUGCGUGCGAGAUUUGCGGCAAGACCUUCGGGCACGCGGUCAGCCUGGAGCAGCACAAAGCCGUGCACUCGCAGGAACGGAGCUUCGACUGUAAGAUCUGUGGCAAGAGCUUCAAGAGGUCGUCUACACUGUCCACACACCUGCUCAUCCACUCCGACACGCGGCCCUACCCCUGUCAGUACUGUGGCAAGCGGUUCCACCAGAAGUCGGACAUGAAGAAACACACCUUCAUCCACACAGGUGAAAAGCCCCACAAGUGCCAGGUGUGCGGCAAGGCCUUCAGCCAGAGCUCCAACCUCAUCACCCACAGCCGCAAGCACACAGGCUUCAAGCCCUUCGGCUGCGACCUGUGCGGGAAGGGCUUCCAGAGGAAGGUGGACCUCAGGCGGCACCGGGAGACGCAGCAUGGGCUCAAGUGAGCACCCCCUGGCCGGCCGCGGGCGCAGUCACACAACACUACGGAGGGCAGCCUCCCCACGGGCCACCUGCCACUUCUGCAGCUUCCCCCCCAUCCCAACCGGGGGUCCCCCUUCCCCUUCCUCCCUGGAACCGCCAGAGGUUCAGCCUGGAGUGGGAACCCGAGGACUCCCUGGGCUUUAGACUCACCGAAAAGGCCCCUCUCCCCGGGGCCUCCAAGUCAGGAGGCGGUCAGCUGAAACCUUGGGCCUCAGGGCCCCUCCUACUCCCAGCCCUGGGAGGGGAGGGAAGGCCCUGUCUUCAAGCCUGUGAGCCCUCCAUGUGUACCCUAGAGGGAAAAAAAAAUGGUAUUUUUACUUUGAUGAAGUUUCUAAAUGUUUUUAGCUCUUCGGGAGUUUAUUAUAUUUGUUAAUACAUAUUUAUUAGAGUGAUGUUUUAAGUUAAUAAAGUAUUAAGACUC